Messenger RNA from Carassius carassius (crucian carp), 3840 nucleotides. RefSeq names its product cAMP responsive element binding protein 5b (gene creb5b). Gene Ontology annotation, biological process: regulation of transcription by RNA polymerase II. Lineage: Eukaryota; Metazoa; Chordata; Actinopteri; Cypriniformes; Cyprinidae. Gene Ontology annotation, molecular function: cAMP response element binding; DNA-binding transcription factor activity, RNA polymerase II-specific. The transcript has 12 exons. Bases 118 to 1653 code for a protein of 511 amino acids. The record is from RefSeq and is a predicted model, not a curated record.
GUAAUGCUUCUCUAAAUAGAUCGUAUUGUAAUCUUUCCUCAGUCCAACGUGGUUCCUUCAGAAAGUGUGGUGCAUCUUCUCCAGACUUCUGCGGUAUAUGAGGAGCCAGUGACAGUGAUGAACUCCGAGCAGGAAAGGCCGUUCGUGUGCAGCGCCCCGGGCUGCUCUCAGAGAUUCCCUACGGAGGAUCAUCUAAUGAUUCAUCGGCACAAGCAUGAGAUGACCCUCAAAUUCCCCUCCAUCAAAAAUGACAACAUGCUGUCAGACCAGACACCCACCCCAACGCGCUUCUUGAAGAACUGUGAGGAGGUGGGUCUCUUCAGCGAGCUGGAUUGCUCCAUCGAACAGGAGUUUUGCAAAGCUCAGGAGGAGGAGGACAACAAACAGAAUAUCAGUCUUCAUGGGCAGGGGGUCUCUAACCAGCACCAGCAGGCCCACUCAAGAAUGGCCAACCACGACAGCAGCAUAGUGAUCCAGCAGGCACUGCCUUCUCCUCAGUCCAGUUCUGUCAUCACUCAAGCCCCUUCCACCAACAGACAGAUUGGGCCAGUGCCUGGUUCCCUUUCCUCGUUGUUGCACCUGAGGAACAGACAGCGACAGCCACUGCCGGCCUCCAUGCCUGGCACGUUACCUGACCCGACUAUGCAAGGAUCGUCUGCUGUUCUGAUGCCUCUGGAGAGGCAAAUGUCUAUGGGCUCCAACAUGAUGGGCAUGCAAGGCCCCGCCCACAACAGCUCAUGCUCCUCCCCUCAUGUUCCAUCCAUGCACUCAGAGGCAAAGCUGAUGUGCUACGCUGCUGCUGCUGCUGCGGUGGCAGAGCAAGUACCGAGAUUUGCUACUGCCAAUACAUCCACAACAUGCUGCUGUGAGCAUAGACUGAAAGCUGCCCUUGCCCACCAUCCAGGGGGCAUGGCGAAUGGCAACAUGAACUCCAUGGGUCAUAUGAUGGAGAUGAUGCCAUCGCGGCAGGAUCAGGCUGGUCACCACCACCUGCACUCUCACCCUCACCAGCACAUGCAGGGUCCGCCUCACGGAUAUCCACACCAUGCCCACCACCACCCCGGCCAUGCACAGAGCACCCAUCACCACCCACAAAGCCACGGGCACCACAACUCCCACCCACCCCACCUGCACCCUGCACACGGACAUCAGACCUCUCCACACCAACCCAUGCACUCUGCUGUUUCACAGUUAUCUCCAGCUGCGCAGCAAAUGCAGCCGACGCAGACCCUUCAGUCCCCGCCGCCCAGCGGAGGUCGACGCAGACGGGUCAUGGACGAAGACCCCGACGAGCGCCGGAGGAAGUUCCUGGAGAGGAAUCGCGCAGCCGCCACACGCUGCAGACAGAAAAGGAAAGUGUGGGUGAUGUCGCUAGAAAAGAAAGCAGAGGAGCUCACCCAAACCAACAUGCAGCUGCAGAAUGAGGUCACCAUGCUAAAGAACGAGGUGACACAACUGAAACAGCUUUUAUUGACACAUAAGGAUUGUCCCAUCACCACCAUGCAGAAAGAGUCUCAAGGUUACCUCAGUCCAGAGAGCAGUCCGGCAGGAAGUCCCACCCCUGUAACCCAGCAGCAAGUCAUCCAGCACAAUACCAUAACCACCUCCAGCACAGCACCCAAUCACCGCACAGAUAUUAACCCCAUUCACUAGAGACUCCACCCCAGACGCCCCCACCAUGCUGGACAUCCUGACUGCAAAUUCUGGACAGACACACACACCUCUGUUCCUCUGUGGCAGCUUAUUCUUCUGUUUGUGAUUUGUAAAUGUAAACUGAUUACAAUUUUGCUUAGUUCUCUGUGUUUAAUGUUUUCAUUUGAAUCUGCUUAAAAAAGGGAGUCUGCAUAAAUCAUCAGGCACCAUCUCACUUGUCAAGGACAUCAUUAAUGGAAAUGCAACUGUUACAUCUGUUCCUGGAUUGCUACUGGACCACUGCCUUUACAAAUUACAGAAUUCAGAUAGCUGGAUAGCUUUUGAAAUGAAUUUUCCAUUGCCAAAAAGAUGCUGUCCUUUGCUUUCUGUUUAUUGAUAUAACAAUUACUCUCACAUUGCCCUUUUUAUCAAAUUCAAAAGGAUAAAUUAGGAUGGUCAGUCUCCAUUGGGAGUUCCUAAUGAAAGUAACCUGAAGCAAUAUUGAAUCUCUGACAUGCUCAGCAAUCUGAUUGUCUUCACUUGCUCACUCGGACCAGAAUCUAGAUCAGAUUAAGUUCAACCUAUUAGCUCCUGUCAUUUCAGAUAUAAUUUCAGAAGUUAUCUUCAUAAAACAAAACAGCUUUCACUCCUAAGCUGGUACAGAUCAUGUCAAUGGAAUGCAUUUAUCAAGCUCACACAGGCGUCUGUGAUCAAAUGCCCUGCUGAACAUGUGUGAGAUUUCGGAGUAUUCCCAGAGUGGCGAGAUCACAGCUGCAAUAGUGCUGCACCAGGAAGACAUCUCACUUGGUGUUCGAACGUUUCAGAAGACACCCUCAGCUGUUUCAUUUUAAGAUGGUUUAACAUCUGGUCAGAUUUACCCCUGGUCCUCGUCUGUUUGCAUAUUACUUCUACUGGCAGUUCAUUUCGGUAUCUGUUUUGGAUCAGCAAGUGGACUAAGUAAUUUGCACAUACUUCAGUACAUUUUUAUAUAUGUUUUGUGCUCAUAUGUUCCAACCACAUUCAAAACACACCAUCUUGAACCAGAAUAAUGCCAUUGAAAACUUUUGGAAGCUUUUGCUUUACCGGAGGCUAUGGAAAACGUCCACUGAAGCCAAAUGCAUAGUUAAAUGCUACUUAAAAUUAGCUUUCAUUUUGGCUGGAAAUAUUGUUUAUAUCUUCCUCGGGCAUUCUGACUGUGAGGUAAAUUAAAUUUAAUAGGAUUAAAUGUAAUAGGAUAUAUUUUGAUACAUCCCAGUUCGUAGUCCUGGUUUGUUUGGUGCCUAGGAAAUCAUAUGAGGCUUCCUUCUUGACAUGGACCAUGGUAAAUUCUGCACUUGACUAUAGUACUUCUAUCAAAGGUUCUGGAUGUUCAGGUGUUGAUUUUGAAAUUGAUGAUUUUGAGAUACAGUCAGCAACUUACUGUAACGGGCCGUUCACCAAGAAUGCAUUUUCGCGUUUAUAAAAUGCAAAAGGUAGUUUGCAGUGCAAUGCCAUUUUGUUGGUUGUCUCAAUCACAAAAUCCUUUCAGUUCACUGGAAUGUUUGCUUCUUAAAAAAAUCUUACAAUGCACACAAAACCAGGGCGCAUUUAUGUUUACUGUGUUCCCUUACCAGAAAAUAUAUCCCAUUUUCUGAACCGCCUCAACUUAGUACAUAUCAUUACACAAUAGAAGUUUUGAUGGUGGCAUUUUACAACCCAGAAACAGUGUCUCAAUGUGUUAUGAGCCAGGGUUCUUACCAGUGCCAGUACACUGAUUCACAACCUAGGUAGCUGAUUGAGACACUCCCAAAUAAACGUCACGCAAUGGAAUGUGAAAAUGCAUUCUGUGUGAACUGCCCUAAUAAUAACAUUCCAAGGUGAACUUUGUAAGGGUUGUGUGGGCAAGGUCCCAUAUACCUCAUGAGAGUAUGAUCAUGGACCGAUGAUCUAUAAUUUGGCCACUGUCACUUUAAGAUAUUGAGUCCUCAAUACCUUAAAGACUGUGACACACCAAAUGAACACUAAUGAACUAGCGCAGAAGAAAGGCGACUGUUGUUGUCUUGCGUUGCAUGUGUUUGGGCCAAAAAGUGGCUGCAAAGGCUAUAACCAAAGGCCACCUAGUAUGCACAUUCUGUAUAAGCGUGAAAGGAAAUAACUUUCCAUACCAGCAGGUGGCAGUAGUUGGCAACAGUGUUCAACAUUCAAAAAGGGAAACCAAACUACAGAUAU